CUUAAAUACGGACCGUGCCUGUAAACAACUUUUGAUUUUAACUUAUGACUUGUUUGUUAUUAUUUACGACAAACAAGACCCAUAUACGUAUUAACAAAAAUGGCCGAAUCCGAACCUUCAAGUAGUCGAACAAACAGCUUAAAUACUUCUAGCAGUCACAACGAUGAAAACCACACACAUGUUGAACUGAAAGGAUAUUUGUGGAAAAGAACAAAGUUAUCAAGAAAAUGGAAGAAACAGUGGUUUAUCCUUAGAAAUUCAGAUCUUUUAUAUGGAAACACACCUGAGACAGCAGUAAAGAACAUUCCUCUCUCAAAUGCUGAGAUCUCUGAAACUGACGUCGAUAAAAAAGACCAUGCAUUUAGGAUAAAACCAAAGGACAAUGGGCGUACGUUCUACAUUCAGGCAGAAAACGAAAAUGUACAGAACGACUGGAUGCAGGCGAUCUGCUUUGCCAAGGCAGCCGGUCAUCAUGGGGAUAAUUCACAGGCCUGUACUAUUCAGUGAUAUCAAUACGACAAUACGAGUAUGUCGUUCCAAAGACUGUAGAGCCAAUGAUUAAAAUACUUCCAAGAUUAGACAACCACAGAACUGCCAUGCAUGUAGAGAGAACAAAUGCCAGAGUCAGAGAGGAAGUACAUGUAUACUGAGAUAUAUUUUUGGGGUCAAAAGAUUUACUAUCAUUCUAAAUGUUGUAAUUUGUUUACGUGAUUCUUGGAUUUCUAUGACCUGACACUAUGAUGGGUGGGGUGGGGUGGGGUGGGGUUUUUAUUCUGUACAUGAUAAUAAGUGGAGUGGUUAAUAUUUCUUUUUCUGUUUUUCUUAGUCAAUAUUUUUAUUACGUAGAAGUUAUAUAAAUUAUUAUAAAUGAAACUAUUCCAUGUUACGGUAUAUUCCUCUUAGUCACUUAACAUUUCAGACCAGUUACACUUAUUUAUGAAUCAUCACAUUGGUUUUUUUUUUUAUUGUUAUCCAUAAUUUAAAUUGAUUGUCAUUUUGCUUUACACUGUAACAUACAAUUUUCGAUUGAGUAUUGAUAACCCAGUAGAUGCGGAUGUACCUUUCAAUGCCAAUAUACAUUCAUACAGACAUAAUCAAUUUCAAAUUCAAUUUUGGACUUUUUUUAUUUACUGAUAAUAAUUCCAUAUCAAUUAACAUCAUGAAUAAUUAACAGUUUGAUAUUUUUAAAAAAAUUUAUAGGUUUUCAUUGUUACUAAAAGGGGCAUUAGAUAAAAAAUGUUAUGGCCUUUCUUCUUUGGGUCUUGCUUGAUGGGUGAUAUUUGUUCAUUGUGAUUUUUUUGUCAGCUAAGUGUAUUAUGGAGCAGUUAUCAGAAAUCAAUAGAGGAAAAAUGUAUUUGCAGAUCUGUCCAAUAUCCUAUGUCCAAUAUGAAGUGUCAAACUGAAGUAUUUAAUUUAAUAAUUACAUAAUUUAAGGCAUGUAAAAAGUACAUUUAAAUGUCUGUUGUGUUUCAAUGGUGUCUAUGUUACAUGGGAAUCAAUUUGAUCUUUCUUUUCUUAUUCUAUUCAAACAGUCAAUAUUUUUAACCCAGAAUCUGUAAAUAAGGAGAUAUUUGUACUAGUGAUAUUUAUUUUAUGUGUUUCUUAUUUCACAUGGUGCAUAUACCAAGUAAAAUUUACAUAUUGUAAAUUGUUAGUAUAUACCUAGAUUGGUAAAUGUAGUAUGACUGAGGACAUCCCAUCCUGUUUGUUUUAUCCUAUACUUGUCUGACAUUUGUCUUCUGAGCAGCUACUUUAGAUUUCAAAGAAUCUGGUGAAGGUUUGCAUUUCACCUGCCGAGGGGAUGGUUGCAGCCUAGAUGUGUGAUAGUGAUCGGGACACACCUGUGUAAUAGUGAUUAGCAGGUUAGGACACAUGUGUGAUAGUGAUUAGGACACACCUGUGCGAUAUUGAUUAGAACACAUGUGUGGUGAUAAUUUUCGGGGCCUACUAACCUAGUAUCUAGACUUACUAACUUGGUGUUUUAUUAAUUUAUUUGUUAGUAUUGAAAAUGGGUGACCCUAUAACCUGCCUACCAAGUUUCUUCUUAGACAGCUUUCUGAAGAGAAUGGUUGAGCUCAUAGGCACUAAUUUCUUUCUAAGUUCACCCUUUAAUAGUAUAAAUUACAUUGUAUUACAAAUGUAUUAUUCUAUAGGGUAAACUUUGAUUACUUUUAUUACAGAAACAAGUGUCUGUGUUUGAGCUUUAGAAAUUAACUACCAUGUGUUUAAAUAUAUCUGUAUACCACCUGAUAUUUUUACCUCAGGUGCCUAGAUGAUGAUUUGUAUUAACUUAUUUGAAAUUAAGGCAGUAUCUAGGAUCUGUCUAUCUUAAAAUGGGUCUGUCAGUGUAGGUAGGUUACAUUUGGGGCCAAUGACCUUGGUGUCUAUGGGAUACUUGCAGGUCCGCUCGCCUGAUUCUAGGCAAGAGUGUACUGAUAGCAUUUUGGGUCAAUCUACCGGUAUCUUGGUUGUGGUAUGAGUUUAAUUUCAUGGUAUCUUGUGACACUUGAGGAAAAUUGUAUGGUGAUUGUUGUCAACUUGCUCAAUAUCUAGGUCAAGUUUGGGUGGGGUUCAAUUUUCAAAGACAAUUGUUGGGGUUUACUUUUUCAUUUCUGUUUUGAUGGAGUAGAAUUUUGCAAGAAAUGCAAUACUGUAGAAGCACAUUUUUCAUUGGGCCAAAAUUUGGUUGUUUAAAAACCAAAUAAAAUUUCGUUGACAUUUAAUUUCGCCAUAUUAUAUUUUCUUUGCAACCAUUAAUACCUGGGUGAAAAAAUUCGUGAUGGAUUUAAUUUUCAUGAUUUAAACUGCCAACAAAUAAAAUGAAAUUAAAUCCUCAACAAAUAUUUCCGCUUCUACAGUAUAUUGCAUAGAUUGAGGAAACCCAUUUUUAUAAAAUAUAAUUUUAUGAGAGAAUUUUUCAAUUUAGCCUAUUAAAAUUGUGUAAAGAUGCCUGUAAUUAGUACAAGCUACAUAAUGCUUUUUAUAAAAUUAUUUAAAUGAUGUUGUUAAAUAAGCAGAUUGUCAAUAGGGAAUAUUCGGUUUUGUAAGGCCACAAUUCUUUGUUCCAUGCUCAUUUUUAUGCUAUACUUUGUAUGUGAUAUUUCUUUAAAAAAACACAAACGUUCCACUGCAGUGCUUUUUGAAUAUUUAAAGUGGCUAAACUUUUGUUCUGUUAACAAAAAAGAGAGAGAAAACUAAGAACAAACUGCGCAAUUGUUUUUUGUUACAUUGUUGUUUUGUUGUUGUAUCCAGUAUUGACCAUUAAGCAGAGUUGCUCCCCUUGAAUUGCGCACAAAGAUGUCGAAAUAUAUUGGACAGAUAUUUACAUGUUCUUGUUUCAUAUAAAAUGUGUUUUUGAGAGAAAAGGUAUUACUGAACAGUCCAUUCUCUGUCGUCCUCCAUUCAUCAUACUUUUUUUUUCUAUGUUUGACAAUGGUAAAAUUGAUGUUACGGUAAAUUUGUCUUACUCUAUAUCUGACCAUUGAAAUGCAUUAUUUUCAAGACUUCUCUCUAGAAUAUUACCGGUAAGGGUGUCACUGGAACUAUUUUUGAAUUGGAGCUUACUUAUGAUGCCUUAGUACAUGUAUUCUGGGAAGUGACUGAAACUUUGGGGCACUAUUUUACAAGGAAGCAUUUAUUUUCUGGUUAAUCUACAAGCUACACACAAGUGAAAGCUGUGAUAUAUUUUUGUUUAUAUUUUUCACAUUUUAAAUAGAUUUUAUCAGUUAACAUGUUAUUGGAUUAUUAUUGUUGUGAAUGAUUAUAUUGAUCACUGUUUUCAUCCUGUAUGCCCAUCAGUUUUCUAUUUAAAUAAACAAAGAAGAGAUAUGCAGGAGUUCUGUUUUACUUUUGCUUACCAGUGUGUUGUAAUAUUUUCAUUACCUUCACUGAUAUCGUAUAAAAUGUAUUUUUUAUUUGAAUGGAUGAAUUUUUUCACCACCUUCUGAUACAUUUAAAACUUAGAGUGUAAUGAAACAAACAAUGUCCACCAUGCAUUUCAGUUACUUUUAUUUGCAAUUGUUCACUGCAAGAUGCAUCUAUCCAUAAAUAGGGAUUUGUAAUCCUACAAAGAGUAUUAAGGUGGAAUAACACAUCAUCCCAAAAUGGCUGACUUCUGAUUGAAACAACAAAUAAUGUAACUUACUCCAUAGCUGAGUGGAUAAAGUGUCGGGCUUGUGAUCCGUACAUCCCAAGUUCGAAUCCUGCAUGGUCUUUUGUUGUUACUUAGUGAACUGCAUUUUUUAGAUAUUCAUUUUUUAUCCCCAAAUGACAAAUGUUUUGCUUAUUUGACAUAUGUGUAGUUUAUUUAUCAUAUCUUUAAUUAUAAUUAAAUAAUGAACAAUUAAUUUCAGUGACCUUUUCCAGGUGUGUUAUUCAACCUUAAAUACUGUGGCUUCAUCAUAUAUUUUGUUUGUUGAACAUCAGUUUUAGUUGGUUUUUUCUUUUUCCAUUUCCCAAACCAAUAAUUAAAAUAAUAGACCCAAUUUUUUGGAUGGGACAAAUUUCAUCAGAGUUUAUGUUUCUUUGAAUGAGAGGAUUUUAUUUAACCUCCAACAAUUAAUUAAUGCAACCCCAGUAUAGUGUACGAUAAAUGUACAAACAAAAAUAUCCUUUGGAAAUUUUAAAAUGGUCAAAUUUAAAAAAAAAAUGUUUUCACUGGAGUUAUGCACUAAGGUCCAAUUUUAAAAGGAGCAGAAGUAUUUUUAUGACGUUUGGAUUAAGUUAGUAACGCAGCGAAUUUAUCCUCCAGCUAUGGGUUGACUACCACUAGUACUACAUGCAUUAUCAAAUUGUGUACAAAUAUAACAUACCCAGAAGUUUAUAAGUAGAGUGGGCUUUAUGAACACCAAUUACACCUGGACAUAUAACAUUACCACUGUCUGUCUGCAUGUAAGAAAAGUACAUAGAAAAGGAAAGGGAAAGUUCAGGUGGGGCCUGCCUACAAGUCCAUUUAUAAGAUUCACUAAUCCAGAAACCCAUUAGUCCAAAGGUUUACUAGUCAGAAGGCCCAAGAGGAUGGAGGUUCACUCGUUCAUUGAGUAUGGAGUAUAUGUCCUAUGGUCUACCAAUUAUAGUCUUAGGGUUCAUUAGCAUUUAGUAAGCAUUAGUAUUAGUGUACCUACCAACUACCAGUAAUAGACCAUGAUCAUUCAGGAGAAAGAGAAACAAAAAAAAAUUGUAUUUUUUUUUAAUAGAAAUGACAGGAUUUUAAAAUUCAGACAUAAAUCUUGAAAUAUAUAUUUAUCCCCAAAAUCACUCAAUGGUAGGAAGUAUUUUUUAUUAAAGAAGUGACAAAGCAUGCUCAACUAGGAUGUGAAUUGUACAUAACAUCUGUAGCUCAUCUAUCAUACCUGUGUUUUUACUUUAUUAGUGACACAUAAUACAAGUAGAUUGCACACUCUUGAUGAUCAGCUAACAAUUAAAUGAACGGAAUAUAUUUCACAAUGAUGGCAAAUGAUCAGAGAAUAAAAUAUCACAUAAGAUACAUGUUUCAUCUUCCCAAGUCAAGAGUUUCUGAUCUGCUCCGCUUCUGUGAGAAGUGGACUGGAUCAGAAACCCUCAACUUGGCCAGAUGAUAAAAUAUGUAUUGGUACAUGUACAAUGUACUAACAAAUUCUCAUUAUAUGCAUCCACACUAUAUUAGCUUGAGUUUAUAGUCUUUUGUGACUUUAAAUGAAAUUUGAUGGACUUGCAUGUUGUGCAAUUAUAUUACUGUAUGUAACAGCUUAAUUUCCAGGGAUGUAAUUUCAGAGUGUAUCCAUAGGAUGCAAACUCAUGAUUUCAAUCACAUUGAAUGGAUGUUAGCUUUCUACAAAACAGCAUAUUCAAUUGUCUUGGUUCUGUGGAAUAAUGAUCAUCACUUAAAUCCAAUGACUUAAUUAUGAAACUAGAACCAUUUUAACAAGGCCUUGGACUUUUAGUAAGACGUAAUUAUCUAUUUGUUUCAUCAAAACAAGUUGAAAAUGAUGCUGGUUUCAAGCGAAAUAUACACCGAUUGCGUAGUUUUAGCUUGAAAGCCAGACAAAUCUUGUUGAUUUCAAAGAGCCAUUACUGAGUGACCAGCAAUGAAAUAGACAGGCCUAAGUCACAAUGCUGUUUGACACAUCUACCCAAAGUCCAAGCUCUUGUUAAAAUGGUUCUAGAUCAAGCAACAUUAUGUAGUCUAGAAUAAUGUUGCAUGGAAUGGAACUUAAAGUACAUGUAUGUUUUCUCUCUGAUUGCAUUAACUGACAUUAACUAUUCUUAAAAUUAAAUUAAAU
Magallana angulata is the source of this 6260-nucleotide messenger RNA. RefSeq names its product interactor protein for cytohesin exchange factors 1-like. The record is from RefSeq and is a predicted model, not a curated record. The coding region runs from base 100 to 507 and encodes 135 amino acids. Lineage: Eukaryota; Metazoa; Mollusca; Bivalvia; Ostreida; Ostreidae. The transcript is spliced from 2 exons.